CUCGGGGGCGGACUCCGGGCGCAGCCUUCGCGUCCGGAUCGCGGUGACAAGCGCCUCCGGGGCCAGGAGCUGGGCUGUCUGGCGCAGGGAGAGUGAGGACACGGUGCUGGGCUGCUGCGGGACCCGGGGCGUCGCGAUGAACAUCGUAGUGGAGUUCUUCGUGGUCACUUUCAAAGUGCUGUGGGCGUUCGUGCUGGCCGCGGCGCGCUGGCUGGUGCGGCCCAAGGAGAAGAGCGUGGCCGGCCAGGUGUGCCUCAUCACGGGCGCGGGCAGCGGCCUGGGCCGCCUCUUUGCUCUCGAGUUCGCCCGGCGCCGGGCGCUGCUGGUUCUCUGGGACAUCAACACGCAGAGCAAUGAGGAGACCGCAGGCAUGGUUCGCCACAUCUACCGGGACCUGGAGGCGGCCGACGCUGCUGCUCUGCAAGCUGGAAAAGGUGAGGAGGAAAUCCUGCCCCCGUGUAACUUACAGGUUUUUACCUACACUUGUGACGUGGGGAAGAGAGAGAAUGUCUACCUGACAGCUGAAAGGGUCCGCAAGGAGGUUGGCGAGGUCUCGGUCCUGGUCAAUAAUGCUGGUGUGGUUUCUGGACAUCACCUUCUGGAAUGUCCUGAUGAGCUCAUUGAAAGAACCAUGAUGGUCAACUGCCACGCACACUUCUGGACCACUAAGGCCUUUCUUCCAACGAUGCUAGAGAUUAAUCAUGGCCACAUUGUGACGGUCGCGAGCUCCCUGGGACUGUUCAGCACUGCUGGAGUUGAGGAUUACUGUGCCAGUAAAUUUGGAGUUGUGGGUUUUCACGAGUCUCUGAGCCAUGAGCUAAAGGCUGCUGAAAAGGAUGGAAUUAAAACAACUCUGGUUUGCCCUUACCUUGUAGACACGGGCAUGUUCAGAGGCUGCCGAAUCAGAAAAGAAAUUGAGCCCUUUUUGCCCCCCUUGAAGCCUGAUUACUGUGUGAAGCAGGCUAUGAGGGCCAUCCUCACUGACCAGCCCAUGGUCUGCACCCCCCGCCUCAUGUACAUCGUGACAUUCAUGAAGAGCAUCCUUCCUUUUGAAGCCGUCGUGUGCAUGUAUCGAUUUCUAGGAGCGGACAAGUGUAUGUAUCCCUUUAUUGCUCAAAGAAAACAAGCCACAAACAACAAUGAAGCAAAAAAUGGAAUCUAAGAGUGUUUUUGUACGGAGUGCCGUUUCUAUCAGGAUAGGUGGUCCGUGCGCAUCAAUCAGUACUGACGGUCUGGAUUCUAACCCCAUGCCGACUCUUUUUUUUUUUUUCUAAUCAACUUUUUAAAAAAUAAAGUGUAAAUUAACUGACUAGUGUGCUUGAAAACUGUGAGCUUGGGUUUUUGCCAAUGGGGUCUUUUCUAGACAGGGCCCUAAAAAUGAGUCCAAUAUUUAGACAAACACUAUGUUACAUCAUUAUUUUUUUAAUGAACAUAAAGUCUAGAAAUGAUGACUACAGUGUGUUUCACGUGGGUCCCCACAGAAUUGAUUCAUUCAUUAUCGUGGAAGCCCAGCCAGCAUUCAAGGACCGACAGUGUAGUGCUCUGUUGUGUUCUCGGUUCUUCUCCUGCAAGCCUGGGUGGCUUGCUUAUGGUGUCUGUGGAUUUUUUGAUGUCAGUUUGAGAUCAGCGUAGUCUGAGCAUCACAAUGAAGGCCACCAGUCUCUUUCUUAAACUUACAGUGACUAAAUAUUGGGUGAUUUUCAAAUUCAGUCUCUGAAAUACUAAAUUAAAUGUUUAGAGACCUGGUUAAUCCACGUUUGUACAUUUUCUACCUGUGAAUCUUGCUGCAUAUAGAAAGUGCCCUUUCCUCACGGAGCUGCAAACUUGUGUUAGGGGAGGAAGUGGGGGAUCUUGUCUACAGGACACAGCAGCUCCACAGAGAUAAUGGGAAUUUCUGAUUAAAAAGUCCCCGUACUUGUGCCAACUUUAAUUAGCUUGGGGAGCAAAUCUUAUAUGGAGUGUUGUGGAAGGGUGGAAAGAUUUCUUUGAAAAGUUUAUUCACAUUGUAGAACAGCAAAUGACAUUUUUACAGUAUUUUUUUGUAAAGCAAACUAUUUUGUGCCUUGAAUUUGGUAUAUGUGUAUUAGUGAAACAUUGUAAAAGUGAAUUUCUACCUCUGUAUCUAUGUGUACCAUCCUCUUGUAAAUUACUAUGAACUACUAUGUGAUUGCUUCUGUUUGUUCGUUCUAGGAUGUCUUUUUUAAAUAGUGACCAAUGUUUAAGGCUGUUAAAAUAAGCCAACUUUUACAAAUCGGGAUGUUUUCUAAAGAACUGAUUAAAUACGUACAUAACUGA
Mus musculus (house mouse) is the source of this 2295-nucleotide messenger RNA. It is a transcript of the gene Rdh10, whose product is annotated as retinol dehydrogenase 10 (all-trans). Gene Ontology annotation, biological process: regulation of hormone levels; positive regulation of retinoic acid biosynthetic process; retinal metabolic process. Gene Ontology annotation, cellular component: endoplasmic reticulum membrane; cytoplasm; lipid droplet. Bases 137 to 1162 code for a protein of 341 amino acids. NCBI's taxonomy places the organism in Eukaryota, Metazoa, Chordata, Mammalia, Rodentia, Muridae. The transcript has 6 exons. The record is from RefSeq and is marked provisional. Gene Ontology annotation, molecular function: all-trans-retinol dehydrogenase (NAD+) activity; all-trans-retinol dehydrogenase (NADP+) activity.